Molecule: messenger RNA, 2004 nt
Organism: Salmo salar (Atlantic salmon)
Lineage: Eukaryota; Metazoa; Chordata; Actinopteri; Salmoniformes; Salmonidae
Gene: lman2la
Product: lectin, mannose-binding 2-like a
Biological process (GO): endoplasmic reticulum to Golgi vesicle-mediated transport
Cellular component (GO): COPII-coated ER to Golgi transport vesicle; Golgi membrane; endoplasmic reticulum membrane
Molecular function (GO): D-mannose binding
Source: RefSeq, a predicted model, not a curated record
GUUGAAUGGGAGGAGUCGUAAUCUAAAAUGGCCGCCGCCACAAACAACAACUGACAGAUAUUUAAUAUUCUCUCCGAUAAUUUUCUUCGUCAGACCAUGGCUCUAAAAACAUAUAGGACGUUUGUAAUCAUUCUUAUUACAACUUGUCGAUCUUUUGCCGACGAUGAUAAUCAUGAAAUGGAGGAGUUUCUGAAAAGGGAGCAUUCAUUGUCAAAACCCUAUCAAGGUGUGGGGUCGUCCAGCUCCUCCCAUUGGGAAUUGAUGGGCGAUGCCAUGGUAACCACAGAGCAGGUGCGCCUCACAACAGACAUGCAGAGCAAGCAGGGGGCAGUGUGGAGCCGCAUUCCCUGUCACCUAAGGGACUGGGAGUUACAAGUGCACUUUAAGAUUCAUGGCCAAGGCAAGAAGAAUCUGAAUGGGGAUGGACUGGCAAUUUGGUACACCAAGGAGCGCAUGCAGAAAGGUCCUGUGUUUGGGAAUCAGGACCUUUUCACAGGGCUGGGUGUAUUUGUGGACACGUACCCCAAUGAGGAAAAACACCUUGAGGCACAGAAGACGAGGUACACCACACGCACACAGAGGAUCUUCCCCUUUGUGUUGGCCAUGGUGGGGAACGGAAGCAUCAGUUAUGACCACGAACGAGACGGGCGUCCCACUGAGCUGGGCGGCUGCAACGCCAUGGUGCGCAACCUCAACCACGACACCUUCAUCUUCAUCAGAUAUGUCCGUCGCAGGCUCACGAUUAUGAUUGACAUUGAUGGGCAGCAUGAAUGGAGGGACUGUCUGGACAUACCGGGGGUACGGCUGCCCCAGGGCUACUACUUUGGAGCCUCGGCCGUCACUGGAGAUCUCUCUGACAAUCACGAUGUGAUCUCCCUGAAACUGUACCAGCUGACUGUGUUACGCAGUGAGACAGAGGAAAAGGAGGAGGAAGAUGAGAUCACACUACCCAGUGUAGAUAACAUGGACCUACUAAAGAUGGGUGAGAAUGAAGAAGGGUGGAGUAGUAUUGCUAUGUUCUUCACCAUCCUCUUCUCCAUGCUGGGCUGUUUCCUGCUCAUCGUGGUCGGCCUCAUCGUCUACAGCCACUGGAACGAGAACAGACGCAAACGCUUCUACUGAGACGGAGAGAGGGGAAAAGAGCGGGAGGGAGGCCUCCCAUCAUAACCACUACUGUAGUCUGACGACAACUGCACUGAGACGCUGAAAUGACUGACAAGAUGGAGACAAUGUAACUGACCUCCCAGUGUAGACCAAUAUGCUUGACGGACAGAGGUACCCUUGGGACAACACUAAUGAAUCCUGGGAAAGACUGAGUAGCAGAUGGAUGCAUUUCAACUACAGUAGCCAACCACACUGACCCCUGCCAUGAGUAGACAUACAAAAAGUUGUAGUCUGUCCCCACCCCUACUCUCACCAACCAGGCCUUACUCUACACAAGUAUAGAGAGCAUAUUAUUAUUAUGUACUUAUUGUGUGAAAAUGACCUCCGUGUUGUCAGAUAGUGCCAUUGCUGGUUAAUAGUUUGGUUGUCUUUUUAAGGGGCUGGGGAAAUGGAUUUAUACUCAGUUUUAGGGUUUUGAAUGUCAAAGGGACAAAGUAACUGAUGUGUUCCAACUCUACAGCCCACAUGACCAGGUCCCAUCAGCGCUUGAACCGUGUCACACCAAAGAUGUUUUCAAUGGCCUAUCUGGCAAUUGAUCCGUCGCUUUUCUGCUUCGCUCUAGAAACAGCAUCAUGUCAUAUUUGCCUCUAUGGUGCUUGCGAUCAAUGUAAGUCUUUGUGCAUUUCAAUCGAUUCAGACGGUUUCAAUGAAUUCUCAUACUCAAUUUUAUUAGUUUGAAAAAUGUAUGGUUGCAGAGAAUAUGGUUUUGUUGUCAAACUGAAUCUACAGUAGAAUGCAUGAAGGUGCUAGACUAGUCAUUUUUACCACUAUUUAUGUCAAGAUUGAUUAGGUGUUUUUUCUUUUAUUCUGUAUAUGAAAUGAAAAGGUGACCAAUCCCUC